AUGCACGCCCUCACUAUCUUCAUUGCAACCCUGGGCCUCGCCUCCGCAUCCCCCAUCUCGCACCUCUUCUCCCUGCGCUCCCCCCCUCCUCGCAACAUCGUCGCCUCCGUAGACCGCUACGCCGGCGCCAGCUGCACGGGAAAUAUUUGCAACAUAGCCGGGUCGGGGGAUUUGGUGCCUGGAUGCAACGCCAUUACCGAUGAGUGCGUUGCAAGUCUUAGGUUGAAUUAUGCUAAUAAGGGGUGUUCUGUCAAGGUUUUUGCAGACCACGCGUGUAAGCAGGAGACUGGCGCGGUGGGGUUGCAGACGGCGGGUGUGUGUAGUGCGCUUGCUGGCAGCACGCCGUUUAAGAGUAUUUAUGUUACGUGCUAG
Molecule: messenger RNA, 372 nt
Organism: Bipolaris oryzae ATCC 44560
Lineage: Eukaryota; Fungi; Ascomycota; Dothideomycetes; Pleosporales; Pleosporaceae
Exons: 2
Coding region: 1-372 (123 amino acids)
Source: RefSeq, a predicted model, not a curated record